This is a messenger RNA of Pangasianodon hypophthalmus (striped catfish), 4693 nucleotides long. RefSeq names its product frizzled class receptor 3a (gene fzd3a). Gene Ontology annotation, biological process: non-canonical Wnt signaling pathway; canonical Wnt signaling pathway. The coding region runs from base 802 to 2886 and encodes 694 amino acids. The record is from RefSeq and is a predicted model, not a curated record. Gene Ontology annotation, cellular component: plasma membrane. NCBI's taxonomy places the organism in Eukaryota, Metazoa, Chordata, Actinopteri, Siluriformes, Pangasiidae. The transcript is spliced from 7 exons. Gene Ontology annotation, molecular function: Wnt receptor activity; Wnt-protein binding.
GGCUGCUGCAUUCAGACAUGUUAGCCCUAAUCACUAAUGUUUACCAGGUAGCUUGUCGCUAAUAGCGCCUGUAACCCUCUCACGCGCUCGCUCGCGCAGAGUGACGACAGCGCCGUUGCUGUUGUUGUUGCUGUUGUUGUUGUUACUCGACGCGAUGAAUGCGCGCGCGCGCCGCACCGCACCGCACCGCGCUCCACGCACGCGUAACCAGAGGACGUGAAGAGCAGCCGCUGUGUGCUGACAGACCUGCGCGUGAUUCAGUAAAAAAAAAAGGCCUACAGGGAUUCGUUAAGAGCAACCCGAGGAAUAGGAAACGACAACAGAGACGCCUUCUCAGGUAGCACCAGCAUUCCCUCAGCUCAAACACAGCUGAAGCACGCGCUUUUGUUCAGCAGGGCAGCGCAGAACCGGGUUAAACCGGGAGGAGAAGAAGGCUCGUGCGUGGGAUGCAUGCAUCUGUACAAGCUACUUUCUCUUUCACGGAGUGUGAAGACGCAGCAGCACCUACACACUGCAUUUCACUGUAAUGCAUCAGGACAUGCUGAGGCAGUAAACCAGUAAAUAAGUUAAAAAAACAAAAAACAAAAACCAAGGCCAUACAAGUACAGCUGAAGAUGGAACUCUACUGAGAAGAUAUUCUAGUUUCGCUCCAGCAAACAACAAUGGAGAUCACCUACUCCACCGACACCACCUCCGGAAUACUUCAGCUCUCAUCGAGUCAAUGAGGCAACUCCAGCUGUCGUAACACACACCUAUCCCUCCCAGAGACGCAGCCUAGAGUGACAUCAUUCCGUUCUUGCCAUGUUUCUGGCUGGGUUUAGGACAAUGGAUCUUGCUUGGGUUGUGCUUUCCAUGCUAACAACAUGCACAGCUAUCAACGUGCAGUCAGCAGGCAGCCACAGCACCUUCACGUGUGAGCCGAUCACACUGCGGAUGUGCCAGGGUCUCUCCUACAACACCACCUUCAUGCCCAACCUGCUCAAUCACUACGAUCAGCAAACCGCAGCCCUCGCCAUGGAGCCCUUCCACCCCAUGGUGAACCUGGAGUGCUCGGCUGAUAUGCGUCCAUUCCUUUGUGCCCUCUACGCACCCGUGUGCACGGAGUACGGCCGUGUAACCCUGCCGUGUCGCCAUCUGUGCCAGCGGGCCAAGAGAGACUGCUACAAGCUGAUGGACAUCUUUGGAUUAAGCUGGCCUGAAGAGAUGGCCUGUAACCGGUUUCCUGAAUGUGACGAGCCGUAUCCACGAGCCGAGGACCUCCUCUCAGGUGCUGACUCCACAGAGGAAUCUCCCGUGUCUGUACAACGUGACUACGGCUUCUGGUGCCCGCGCGAGCUGAAGGUCGACCCCGAGCUGGGCUACAGGUUCCUAGGUGUUCGUGACUGCUCGCCCCCAUGCCCAAAUAUGUACUUCAGCAGGGAGGAGCUUGUCUUUGCUCGCUACUUCAUCGCUGUGGUGUCUAUCAUCUGCCUGUCAGCCACGCUUUUCACCUUCCUUACCUUUCUCAUCGACAUGGGUCGUUUCCGCUACCCCGAGCGGCCCAUCGUCUUCUACUCCGUGUGCUACAUGAUGGUAUCGUUGGUCUUCUUCCUGGGCUUCCUGCUGGAGGAGCGCGUGGCAUGCAACAAGGUGGCACCGGGACAUUUCCGUGCUGCCACUGUCACACAGGGCUCGCAUAACAAAGCAUGCACGCUGCUCUUUAUGACCCUCUACUUCUUUACCAUGGCGGGCAGCGCGUGGUGGGUCGUGCUCACUGUCACAUGGUUCCUGGCUGCUGUACCGAAGUGGGGCAGCGAGGCGAUCGAGAAGAAAGCGCUGCUCUUCCACGCAGUAGCCUGGGGACUGCCUGGCGUUCUCACCGUCACGCUCAUGGCGAUGAACAGGGUGGAGGGUGACGGUGUGAGUGGUGUGUGCUUCGUGGGUCUUUACGAUCUCACCGCUUUGCGCUGGUUCCUCCUGGCCCCACUAGCUCUAGCCGUGACUGCUGGAGUUGUGCUGCUGUUGGCUGGCAUUGUGGCACUGAACCGUGUCCGCAUGGAGAUCCCGCUGGACAAGGAGAAUCAAGACAAGCUGGUGAAGUUCAUGAUCCGCAUAGGCGUGUUUUCCGUGCUGUACCUGGUGCCGCUGCUGACCGUGAUUUGCUGCUUCAUGUACGAACAGAGCUACAGGCCAGUGUGGGAGAUAACAUGGGUGCAGGAGCAGUGCAGGAACUACCACAUCCCCUGCCCGUUCAAGGUGGAGCAGAUGAGCAGGCCAAAUGUUGCCCUGUUCCUCAUUAAGUACUUGAUGAUGCUGGUGGUGGGCAUCCCCUCUGUCUUUUGGGUGGGCAGUAAGAAGACCUGCUUUGAGUGGGCCAGCUUCUUUCACGGCCAUCACAAAAAAGACAGUGUGGUGCACGACAGUAGACAGGUGCUGCAGGAGCCUGACUUUACUCAGCUGCUGCUGCGCGAGCCUGGAGUUACCGUGGUGCGCCAUUCCCGUGGCACCUCCACACAGGGCACCUCCACGCAUGCCUCCUCCACCCACCUGGCCAUGCUGGAUGAGGCACACAGCGGUAGCAGCCGUCCGAGCAGUGUGCACAGCAAAGCCAGCAGUUUCCACAGCAGCCGGCGCCAGUCUCACGAUGGCAGGUACACGGCCUGUAGCGUCCGUGGUGCAGAGGAGCUCCGCCUCCCCCACGUCAGUGUAUCCCGCCUCCACGAGCAGCUUCAGCAAAGCAGCACAGUUCGACUGGAGAGCCAAUCACGACACGGCGGAUCACAGCGCCUAGACAGCCAGUCACGACACGCCAGCACCCGGGACCUCAGCAGCGCGCAGCUGGCGGCCCAAAGCGGCCCUGUUAACGGUAUCCACUCUGUCACGGAGGAAGGUGGAGCCACCCCUUGAACUUUACAAACACCAAGUUUGUAAAUGAAGCACAUGGUGGAUGUCAAACAGAACUGCAAGCCCUGAUACACCAUUAGCUGCAGACGCAGCAGGAACUUUAGGAAAGCUCUCUGAUCAAAGAGUUCAGUAUCAACAGGGUAAACACUAAGGGCUUUUGCUAUAUUAUCUUUUUAAUACUCUAUUGAAGCACUUGCUGCUUUAUGUUCAGGCUUAGACUUUUGUGUACAUUUUGUGUAUGUUUUUAAGAACCUUUUUAACCUUUAUAGAGGGAAACAGGUUUAUGUUCCACUGUUCCUCUAUUGCACUUUGUGUAGACUUUCUUGGAUUAGACUUACACACACAAUACGUCUUCCUCCUGAAGUUCCACACGAUUUCUCACAUAACUAAGUACAACAGAAGUGAGUGAUGACUGAAUGUUUUAUUGGUGAUAAACAUUUGGCAUGUAAAGAGCAGUAUUACAGAACAAACAGACUGAAACUCAAUUACUUGCUGCAAAUGUAGAAUCAUUUCAUGUAGAAUAAUUUAGAAUAAAUUGACGAGUAAACUGUUAUGUCUCACUUUAUAGGUAUCGGAUAGGAGUACAGUUUGGUCUUGAAAAUGAAUUCUUCUCAUUUACAGUCUCUCACUAACUUGAAGUAGAUCUCAGUUGUGUACAAUUUUAUAAACUCUGAAAUUUGACCUAUUUUGAACAGGUCCAGUGUUAUUUCUCAGCCAAAUGAAAAAAAAUCCCCAGUGUCACAUCAUCAUCUGUUUAUAGAAAUACAUCAAUUCAGUCCAUAGAUUUGGUUGAUCUUCUGCUUGAUAUCUGUGCAAAAAAAAUUGCCAGCAGUGAGCUCUCGUCAGGAAAAUACCUUCAACCUUCCAAAAGUGUGACAAAACCUAAUACAGCCCUGUAACAGAACCAGGAAAUGAGUACAUCUAGCAUGCAAAACUGUACAAAUUAUUACAAAACAAAACAAAAAAGUGAUAGAUAUAUAUAUAAUAGCAAAGAGAGCUGAUGUGGACUACUGCAGAAAUGUCACUAAUUGUGCAACAGCUGCCUUAUGCCUUCCUUCACGUGCUUAUACGAGCUACAGCUGAAACAAUAUUGCAAAUCCUGAGUUGUGAGCUGGCCAAUGAGAGCAGGAAUCUAAAUUUGCACUGGAGAGGGGCGCCAAUUAUUCAGCAACACAGUAUAACCGAACUCUACUGACCAAGUGAAACUUGCACUGAAAAAAGAGUCAGAAAUGGUUUCCAGGAAAGAAAGCAUGGCGAUCUUUUAGCAAUAUUUUUGCACAUAAUCACAUCAGAUCACAGAGGAAAAGCUUGUGUCCAACUCUUAAAGCUUUUAGUGGGGAACUUAACAAUGGUCUAUAGACCACUUCAUUGAGUUUAUCAUGUAAUAUAAUCUCAAAAGAUUAAUUAAUGAUGACAAAGUUUUGCAGCUAGCCUUCAUAAUCAAGUGGAACCUGUUCACAAUAUUUCCAGUAAAUAUACAAUUAAAUAUCACGAUCAAAACACAUUUCUUUUAUCUUUCUUAAGUUGGGAAUGUUAAAAUGUGGGCGAAAAUAUGUUUCAACCAAUAAAUUAUAUGUAUAACCUUGUUUGGGUCUCUUAUAAUAGAGGGGGGAAAAAACCCAGCACAGAUGCUUCAAUUCUACUCAUGGAAAAUUAAAAUAAAAAUUUUGUUAGCGACACACUGAUCGAUUUUUCACAAGAUAUAAAAUAAUGUUGUAGUUUUCAGGAAUCAGAUAAAAAAAAUAUUCAAAUUAAAUAAUGUUGGUAAAAUGCAGCUAAAGAAAUAAACUGAUGGUUUCUUUGUUUGUUU